AUGGGCAUCGUCGGACUCCUCCCGCUACUCAAAUCAAUCCAGAGACCCACCGAGCUUAAGAAAUUUGCCGGCGAAACACUUGCUGUCGAUGCCUACGGAUGGCUUCAUCGUGGCGCCGUGUCCUGCGCUUUAGAGCUGGCACAAGGGAAGCCCACGCGCAAAUAUGUUGACUUUGCUAUGCAUCGAGUCAAGAUGGUCAAGUACUUUGGGGCAACUCCAUACAUAGUCUUUGAUGGAGAUUUCCUACCAAGCAAAGCUCUUACGGAAGCUUCCCGAGCCAAGCGCCGAGAAGAGAGCAGAAAGGCCGGCAUGGAGUUGCUCAAGGCUGGCAAGCCCGCCCAAGCCUAUCUGGAAUUUCAGAAGGCGAUAGACGUCACGCCCGAAAUGGCACGCCAUCUGAUCGAAGAGCUGAAGAAAAUCGACGUCCCUUACGUCGUGGCUCCCUACGAGGCCGACGCCCAAAUGGUGUAUCUGGAACGCAACGGCUAUGUCAGCGGCAUCAUAUCAGAGGAUUCAGAUCUUCUGGUUUUCGGAGCCAAGCGCCUCUUGACUAAACUCGAUCAGCAUGGUCAAUGCAUCGAGGUCAACAGGCGAGAAUUUUGUGCCGUUCGAGAGAUCUCACUGACAGGAUGGACUGAUGCUGAAUUCCGACAGAUGGCUAUAUUUAGUGGAUGUGACUAUCUGGAAGGUAUAAACAAGAUGGGGUUGAAGACAGCAUAUCGCAUGAUCAGGAAGCACAAGACCCCAGAGAAGGUCAUACGCCAACUGCAGUUCGAGGGCAAACACAAAAUUUCGGAGAACUAUCUGGCAGCGUUCAAGCAGGCAGAGCUUACCUUCAUGCACCAACGAGUCUUUUGCCCAGAGAAGCAGGAGCUUGUUCUGUUGACCGAGCCAACAUCGGGGCUAGAUGUGGACGAGAUGCCAUUUAUAGGCGCCAGGGUAGACCCCGAACUCGCCAGGGCUAUAGCCUGCGGCGAUGUCAACCCCAUCACAAAGGAGCGCAUCAUCCUUCCAACUCCAGUAUCCACAAAAGUGCAUUCAUUUCCGACCAAGAGAACUGCGCCGGCGCCGAGUAAACCGCUGGGCAAACCGAUUGAGGAAUUUUUCAAAGGUCACCGUCGCAUCCCAAUGGGAGAAAUGGACGCCAAUUGCUUUUCGGUUGACCCACAGCAGGUUGGAGUACUUACAGCCAAUGGACUGGCGCCUCGGGUGUUUCCACUUCCUCGACCAUAUCUCGACGAAACGAUUAACCCAGUCCACCGUCCGUACACAUCCUCAGCUGGUCCUCGUAUCAACCGUCGGCGUACGGAACCAAUCGGAAAUUUGCUCGGCUUGAGCUCUUCAGAUCAAGCGAACCGCCGGAGGACAUCGGGUCCCAUCCGCUCAUCCAAGGAUGAGAGCCGCACGGCCGGGUUCUCUACAUCCCCAAGGCCGCAAAAAAGGGCCAGACUCUGUUCCGAGCAGCACCAGUCGACGAAGGAGGACAAGGAGCUAUUCGCUGAAAAGAGCAAGUUCUUUUCUUCAACAAUUACGAAAACGCCAAAAUCAAAGCGGAGAAGCGAGGGACACAUAAUGUCGGAUGACUCUAUUGACGAUGCACUGCUCAGUCUUCCCGACUACGGUUCACUAAGCUCGGCACAUUCAACCCAACCAAGGAAAUCAAUGGAUGUGUUUAUGGACGCGCGGAGCGACGAUGUUACCAGCGAAACGCCUGAAGUUAUGCUGGCUACACCGAUGAAGGAGGACGACCGAAACAAGGACACGACUGAGAUCGAAGUGCCGGCUAGCUCUCCAAUCAGGGAAUCUAUUUCAACCGAGGCAGACGUAGACUUCGACCUCGCAGAUCAAGCUCGACAAUCUAGUGCGAAGCUUGGUGCCGCGUUGGGUCGGUUUGCCUACACACCCUCAGUGAAGAACCCUGCGAACGGCACGAAGAUGGCCUAUGGGCUACCAACACCUGACUCUAGCGGAGUGCCUGCCGCAAUUGCCCCUCGGUCAACGGCCGACAAGAAGCGCGAUACAACUGGGUCCAUGGAAACCCCACGACUGACGCCUCUGCAACGCAUCCACGCAAGCGCAAUGCAGCGACAAAGCCCUUCGGCUAGCCAGGGGAACAUUGGCGCACAGACGCAGAAGAAACGAGGCCCGAGACGUAGUCUGCCGCCCACCGCACCGGUCAACCCAUCCUUUGUGCCUCUACCCAAGGUGGACCUUGCCGAAGUGGCAGCGUUGAGCCGAGGCGGCGGGGGAAGUGAAGACCUACUUGUCCCCAAUAGCGAUGGGGAGAACGAGCCAGAAUCCCCAAAGGUGGCCACAAGCCGGACCAUGGACCUGGCUAGGUUUUUGUGCAGAUGA
Pyricularia pennisetigena is the source of this 2355-nucleotide messenger RNA. RefSeq lists its product as uncharacterized. Gene Ontology annotation, molecular function: metal ion binding; 5'-flap endonuclease activity; DNA binding. NCBI's taxonomy places the organism in Eukaryota, Fungi, Ascomycota, Sordariomycetes, Magnaporthales, Pyriculariaceae. The coding region runs from base 1 to 2355 and encodes 784 amino acids. The transcript is spliced from 2 exons. Gene Ontology annotation, cellular component: nucleus. Gene Ontology annotation, biological process: DNA recombination; mismatch repair; DNA double-strand break processing. The record is from RefSeq and is a predicted model, not a curated record.